Arachis ipaensis is the source of this 536-nucleotide messenger RNA. NCBI's taxonomy places the organism in Eukaryota, Viridiplantae, Streptophyta, Magnoliopsida, Fabales, Fabaceae. The record is from RefSeq and is a predicted model, not a curated record.
AUAGUUUCAAAAAUUGGACAAAUAAGUCCCUCAACCCUAAAACUACGUCGUUUCCCGUUUGGCCCUAAAUGGCCCAUUCUUCUUCCUCCUCCUCUUCUGUAAGGGCCCGCUUUGAGAAGAUUAUUAGAGAAGCUCAGGACCCCGUCUGCACCGCCCUUGAGGCCGCCGACGGUGGGGCCAACUUUAAGGAGGACGUUUGGUCCAGGCCCGGCGGCGGUGGCGGCAUCAGCAGGGUUCUCCAGGACGGGGCCAUUUGGGAGAAGGCUGGAGUUAAUGUCUCCAUUGUUUAUGGCAUCAUGCUGCCAGAAGCUUACCGCGCUGCAAAAGCUGCCGCUUCUCCUAACCAGAAGCCUGGUCCUAUCCCGUUCUUCGCCGCUGGAAUCAGCUCCGUUUUGCAUCCGAAGAAUCCAUUUGCCCCAACCUUGCAGAUUAUGAUUUUUCAUCCUUAUUUCGGAGCUGUUUCUCAUACUAUUAUUACUACUGUUAUGCUCUUGGAGCACCUAGGCAGUGGUAGUUUGGCGGGGGGACUGACUUGA